Daldinia caldariorum is the source of this 810-nucleotide messenger RNA. RefSeq lists its product as uncharacterized. The coding region runs from base 197 to 406 and encodes 69 amino acids. NCBI's taxonomy places the organism in Eukaryota, Fungi, Ascomycota, Sordariomycetes, Xylariales, Hypoxylaceae. The record is from RefSeq and is a predicted model, not a curated record. The transcript has 2 exons.
UACCAAACAUCCAGUAUUGACUUUAUUUUAUGAUUGAUACAAUAAAUCGAAACUUCAUUCACUCUAUAAGAAUUUCGGAAAUUUCUAUAAACAGUUAGUUAGUCUUUGUUAUAACUACCUAACCUACCUAGCUACCUCUAGUUAUACUGGUAUCAGUAUAACUUUUGUCAAACAUCAAGCUUGAAAAAGGGAAACAAUGGACCAAACCCGAGCAGCCAGAAUCACCACCGGAGGACGUCUAUCCCGCCACCCGGGCCUCGCCCUCGCCGCCGUCGCCACGGCCGGCAUCGCCGUAGCCGUCCAGUACCGCCGCUCCGUCCUAUCCCGCAACGAGCGCGCCCAGAAGAACUCCUCCGAGAGCCCGAACUUCUACGUCAGCGUCGACCGGAGCGGCGGCGGCAUCUGAUAAUUCACCUAGGUACCUAUCUACAUAGGUAACCUUUAGCUAUCCUAGCUAGCUACCUACCUUACCAACCCCUCCUCCCCUAGGAAGAGCUUGCUUAGAUAAAGCUGUUUGGAAGAGAGGGAUAUAUAUAUAUACGCUGGAAAAGAGGCAAGAAGAGAUAUAAAUCAUAAAGAAUGACGAAUGAAUACCUAUACAGAGCAAAACAGACCUGCUCUUACCUUUGUAUGAGGCAGGAGAUGUUGUUUGUUAGGGAUAUUUUAGGGGUUUCAUGACACGAUUGGGAUAAGGAUUCAUCUAUCACAACAAUAAGAAAGGGUUGGUUAUACGCCCUGUGCUAUUAAGACGUAUAUAUGUAUGAGGAUAUCAUGAUUUUGGGUAAACGUAACGGCCAGCGUUGUUUUGUU